Messenger RNA from Ictalurus punctatus (channel catfish), 1523 nucleotides. RefSeq names its product Rho family GTPase 3b (gene rnd3b). Bases 298 to 975 code for a protein of 225 amino acids. The transcript is spliced from 5 exons. Gene Ontology annotation, molecular function: GTP binding; GTPase activity. Gene Ontology annotation, biological process: small GTPase-mediated signal transduction. Lineage: Eukaryota; Metazoa; Chordata; Actinopteri; Siluriformes; Ictaluridae. The record is from RefSeq and is a predicted model, not a curated record.
AGGAGCGGAGCAGAGGCAGGGCUGCUACAUUUGGAGUGCACACUUCAGAGUGAACAGACAGCCACUUUGAACUUAUUGCAGUCCUUCCCCGUCUACACCGUGUCCUGUCCGCGCGCUCACCGGAAUAACCACGUGAUUAGUUUGCGACGUCACCUGAAUCCCAUCCCCAGACUGAAGGAAUGUAACCGUUGCGCUGGUUAUCCGGUACAGUCAUGGUGUGAAAUGGCUCUGGGAGUCCCGGUCCCGUCGCUCCUCGCUCACACUGGAAGCAGCUGAAGUUGCGGCUUGAGCGCGAGGAUGGAGCACGCGGCAGAUGUGAAGUGUAAGAUGGUGGUGGUGGGGGACAGCGCGUGCGGCAAAACGGCCCUGCUCACCGUCUUCGCUAAAGACUGCUUCCCGGAGAGCUACGUGCCGACCGUGUUUGAGAACUACACAGCCAGUUUUGAGAUCGACUCUCUCCGAGUGGAGCUCAGCCUCUGGGACACAUCUGGAUCACCAUACUAUGACAACGUGCGUCCACUCUCAUACCCUGACGCAGAUGCUGUGCUCAUCUGUUUCGACAUCAGCCGACCAGAAACCCUGGACAGUGUGCUCAGGAAGUGGAAGGGUGAGAUUGAGGAAUUCUGUCCCAACACGAAAAUGCUCCUGGUUGGUUGCAAGUCAGACCUGCGUACAGACCUGGCGACCUUUGUGCAGCUUUCUAACGAGUUGCCAUUGACCUACGAUCAGGGUUCAAACAUGGCCAAGCAGAUCUCAGCUCCUUACAUUGAGUGUUCUGCACUGCAGUCAGAGAACAGCGUGAGAGACAUUUUCCAUGUGGCCGCUUUGGCCUGCGUCAACAAGAGCAACAAAAACGUAAAGCGUCACAAGUCUUCCCGAGCCACCAAGAGAUCCUCGCACAUGCCCGGUAGACCCGAGCAUGAUUCAAUGUCGUGUCUGCACAAGAGCAAGGCUAAAACCUGUUCUGUCAUGUGAAGAACCGAAGAACAGAAACUCUUUUAUGCAUUGGUAUUUUACUUGGAUUUGUUUCCAAUCAGGAUUGAAAAUAUAGACUUGGAAACUUUUUUUUUUGCACUUUAUACAAAUUCAUAGACUCCUCCAACAAGGUUACACUAUAUACCGUAAUUCCGAGGAGUGCCGCAGCACUGAGCUUGGAACCAGAGAGACCUGAAUUAAUGAAGUGUUCAUUGCUGUGCCAGAACUUGAUUUCCCUUUUAAAUUUAUGCAGCAUGGAAAUGGUGGAUUCAGAUACGUCGAGCAAACCUCAGUAGGAAAAAGGACCUUUUAGUAAGUCGUUAGAAUUCCAAUAGUCUGUAUACAAAAUGUCAAGGCAAGACUAGCACCUAUAUGCCCUGUUUUUAUUUCAGUGAAAUAAAUUAUGGAUGUAUCUUACUUUGCUUUAGUGAAACUAAACUCAAAUGUGACCCUUGACCAAAGCAGAACUUGAUGGAUUGUGGUUUAGCCUUCUCAGAACUGAGGAAUUUUGUAAAUGAACAUGAAGCAAUAAAUAAAGCUUAACCUCC